CCCAGAAGCAGCCACCGCCUGAGAAGUGGAGACACUGAGCGGCACCCCGGCCCCUCCCGUUCGUUGUCUGACUUGCUGGCGCAGGUCGGAAAGAUGCUGUCCUGCCGUCUCCAGUGCGCCCUAGCCCUGCUCUCCGUCGCCUUGGCGGUGAGUAGCGUCUCCGCGGCGCCCUCGGACCCGAGACUCCGGCAGUUCCUGCAGAAGUCACUGGCUGCGGCAGCGGGCAAACAGGAACUGGCGAAGUACUUUUUGGCAGAAUUGCUCUCAGAACCCAACCAGCCGGAAAAUGAAGCCCUGGAGCCCGAGGACCUGUCCCGAGGCGCAGAGCAGGAUGAAGUGAGGCUGGAGUUGGAGCGAUCGGCUAACCCCAACCCCGCCUUGGCGCCCCGAGAACGCAAAGCCGGCUGCAAGAAUUUCUUCUGGAAAACGUUCACAUCCUGUUAGCUUUCCAAGCCAGCCGCCGCCCCGCCAAGCCUGGUCCCCCCAUCCCCAGCAAGACCUUCACGACAGGAGCCGAAGACUGUAAAUAUACAAUCCACGGUUAUGGUGAAAUUUAAACAACCACCGAAAUAAUUGCGUUGAUUUCCACUUGUUUUAAUAAAACUUUCCGUUCGAUUGUACCUGAGUUGUGAUUUCUGACUAGUUCUUUCUGACAGGCGCUCUGCAGUCCUCCCCCAUGUACGACUUUUAGUUCUUUGUCGCAAUAAAGUUUAAGUUUCAAAUGGU
Messenger RNA from Malaclemys terrapin pileata, 726 nucleotides. It is a transcript of the gene SST, whose product is annotated as somatostatin. Gene Ontology annotation, biological process: regulation of cell migration. Gene Ontology annotation, molecular function: hormone activity. NCBI's taxonomy places the organism in Eukaryota, Metazoa, Chordata, Testudines, Emydidae. The record is from RefSeq and is a predicted model, not a curated record. The coding region runs from base 94 to 444 and encodes 116 amino acids. The transcript has 2 exons. Gene Ontology annotation, cellular component: extracellular region.